AUGAAAGAGAAAGGCGAAGGAGAAGAAGCUGAAGAGCGAGAAGUACAAGAAGCAAUGCGUCAAAACAGACAUAACAACCGAGUAAGACAAGCUAGGUUGAAAAGGCCAAUGCAUCAGGAUACAGAUCAAAUCAUGAACAAAAAAAUCUUAAGAGAAUUAGCGGAAGUUAGAGUGAUGAUGACAACGAGAAGAGAUGGAGGUAGGCGACAAUUGGAUGAAGCUAUAGAAGAGGUGGGGAAAACACCAUUCACAAGGAAUAUCCAAAUAGCGGGGAUACCAGUUAAAUGUGUUAUGCCAGUAUUCACCAAUAUUUUCGAUGGGACCACAUGUGCAGUGCAACACAUAAAAGCUUAUAGAAGGUUUUUAUUGCAGUGGGAAAAUAAUGAUGCAGUAUUAUGUAAAUAUUUUCAUGCGAGUCUAACAGGAGAAGCUUUGAAGUGGUUUGAAGGCCUACCCAUGGAAACAAUAAGAUCAUUCAAUCAUCUACAGACUAUAUUCUUGGGAGCACAUAUCGGUAACAACGUGCUACGUCCAGGAAUAAAGAAGGUGUUUAGCCUGCGAAGAAGAACCAAUGAGAGCUUGCAAAGCUUAACCACGCAUUGGAGAACCAUGUAUAGCGAAAUGGCUAGAAGAGUAGACGAGGAAAAUCUCAUACUAGCUUUUAUUAAGGCACUUUUUCCUACAGACUUGUUGUAUACGCAUAUAUUCACAAUCAAAGAUACCAUAUCUAUGCCAGAGCUACGCGAGUACCAACAAGAGUACACCGCUCUUGAAUAA
Papaver somniferum (opium poppy) is the source of this 777-nucleotide messenger RNA. RefSeq lists its product as uncharacterized. The transcript has a single exon. Bases 1 to 777 code for a protein of 258 amino acids. The record is from RefSeq and is a predicted model, not a curated record. NCBI's taxonomy places the organism in Eukaryota, Viridiplantae, Streptophyta, Magnoliopsida, Ranunculales, Papaveraceae.